CUCAUCAGAAUGUUUAGCCAUUUGUCUCUGAUCUCUGGCCUCUUUGAAAGAAGCCAGAUCUCUGGGUAACAUCUUCAAGGGAGAGAACAAAAGGCUCCUGGACCUUCUGAACAUAGGGGCCCACGUAAUGGUGCAAGAAGGGCAAUCUCAGGGUAGAGAGAAAGCAGCGUGGUGGUUCCAAGUGAGGCUCUGGUCUGUUGCUCUGAUUUCCAUAGCACUCAUUGCUGCUUGUUUCAUUUUGAGCUGUGUGGUGACUUAUUUUAAAUGUGACAGAACUGGCAAAAAGCUGUCUGAACUACAAACACAUUAUUCAAGUCUAACCUGUUUCAGUGAAGGGACAAGGGUGUCAGAAAAAGUCUGGGGAUGCUGUCCAAGUACUUGGAAGCCAUUUGGUUCCAGCUGCUAUUUCGUUUCCACUGAACAAAAUUUUUGGACCAAGAGUGAGCAGAACUGUGUGGGGAUGGGGGCUCAUUUGGUGGUGAUCAACACAGAAGCAGAGCAGAAUUUCAUCAUCCAGCAGCUGAAUGAAUCUCUUUCUUAUUUUCUGGGACUCUCAGAUCCACAAGGCAAUGGCAAUUGGCAAUGGAUUGAUAAGACACCUUACAAGGAAAAUGUCAGAUUAUGGCAUCAGAAUGAACCCAAUUUUUCUGCAGAGGAAUGUGCUUCAAUAGUUUUCUGGAAUCAGAGAGGAUGGGGCUGGAAUGAUGUUUUCUGUGAUUCUAGUAGGCAUUCAAUAUGUGAGAUGAAGAAGAUCUACCUAUGAGUGAGACUUUAUUCAUCGAUGCCUUUAAAGUUGAGACCUACCAUAAAAUGACAAUUUCCUCUUAUAAUUUAUGUAUAAUCCUUAUCAUAGAAGUUCAUGGAAAUAUUUGGAUGCCUUUCUCCCUUCAUCUCUCUUCUAGCUUCCUCUUUUCCACAGAUAGUUCCAUCUUUUCCAAUGACAGAAUGAGCUCUUCCUUCCUUUGUUUUUUUCUUUAAUUUGUUAUUCAUUCUUUUCUUUCCUUUCUUCAUACUUCUUUUCACAAACAUGUCUUUUGCCAGAUAUUGCACUAUUUUGUCUAUUAGAAGAUUCAUAAGGAGGUAACUUUUGAAAAUUAUGACCCUCCUUCCUCAAAAUGCCAUUGAGAAAUCCUUUUGAUCAAGAUGGUGACUGGGACUGCAAUCAUCUGAAGGCCUGGCAAGAGCUGAAGGAUCAACAUUCUAGAUGUCUCACUCACAUGGCUGGAAACAUGUUAGUGGCUAUUGGUUGGAGGCCUCAAUUCCUCACCACAGGGAACUCUCCAUAGGGUUACUUGAAUCUCCUCACAAUGUGGUGGCUGGCUUCCACCAGAGUGACUAAUCUAAGAGAGCAAGUAAGGCAUCAAUGUCUAUUAUGAUCUAGUCUCAGAAGUCAAACCCCAUAACUUCUGGUGCAUUCCACUGGUCACAUAGACCAAACAUGAUAUAAUAAAGAAGGGGACUACCCAAAGGCAUGAAUAGCAGAAGGUGAGAAUCAUUGAGGGCCAUCUUGAAGGUGGGCUACCAUAGCAAGAUUUUUUUUAAAAAAGAUACAAACUAUGUAUACUGAGAAGGAAAAUAAUUAAAAGUUGUUUUAUACUAAAAUUAUGUUCAUAAAAAUACUAUAAAGAAAAUUAGAAAAAAUUGAACUGGGAGAAGAUAUUUCAAAGACUAUGACUAACACAGUAUUAAUACCAAGAACAUAUAAGCAACUGUCACAAAUCAAUUAGAGAGACAAAAAAUGGGCAAAAUAUUUGAAGAGCAUUUCAUAGAAGAGGUAAUACAUAAUCCAAUAAACAUAUUUUUAGAGAGAUGCUCAACUUCACUCAUAAUUUAAGAACUGCAAGUCAAGAACACCAUAAUUACUAUUCUGUACCCAUCCUUUUGUUUUUUUGUGAGGAAGACCGGC
Equus quagga is the source of this 1906-nucleotide messenger RNA. RefSeq names its product C-type lectin domain family 6 member A-like. The record is from RefSeq and is a predicted model, not a curated record. The transcript is spliced from 6 exons. Gene Ontology annotation, biological process: antifungal innate immune response. Bases 128 to 763 code for a protein of 211 amino acids. Gene Ontology annotation, cellular component: external side of plasma membrane. NCBI's taxonomy places the organism in Eukaryota, Metazoa, Chordata, Mammalia, Perissodactyla, Equidae. Gene Ontology annotation, molecular function: carbohydrate binding.